Messenger RNA from Gadus chalcogrammus (walleye pollock), 4552 nucleotides. It is a transcript of the gene hagh, whose product is annotated as hydroxyacylglutathione hydrolase. Gene Ontology annotation, biological process: glutathione metabolic process. The coding region runs from base 67 to 1002 and encodes 311 amino acids. The record is from RefSeq and is a predicted model, not a curated record. Gene Ontology annotation, cellular component: mitochondrion. Gene Ontology annotation, molecular function: hydroxyacylglutathione hydrolase activity. NCBI's taxonomy places the organism in Eukaryota, Metazoa, Chordata, Actinopteri, Gadiformes, Gadidae. The transcript is spliced from 9 exons.
CGCAAAACUACGCGCCAACCAAACCCAAAAGAACCAGUUUACCUUAUUGCAUAUAUCAGCGUUGUUAUGUUAUUCAGGUCAUUGAUAACGAAUGCCUGCACUCUUGGUUUUCUCGGAGCUGCAACGACUUACAGCCUUGUCCCUGUGAAAGUGAAAGCCCAGGCUGCUGCUCUCAUCCACAACCUAGUGAGGAAGUCAUCGGUUGUCGAACAAUCCAACAUGAAGAUUGAACUACUUCCAGCGCUCAGUGACAACUACAUGUACCUUGUUAUCGAUGUUGACUCCAAAGAAGCAGCUAUUGUCGACCCCGUCGAGCCGAUCAAGGUUAUUGAAGCAGUCAGAAAACAUGGAGUACGACUCACAACAGUGUUGACAACCCAUCACCAUUGGGAUCAUGCCGGUGGGAAUGAGAAGAUGGUAAGGUUGAUGCCGGGACUAAAGGUGUAUGGAGGGGAUGACCGAGUUGAUGCCCUCACGAAGAAAGUCACUCAUUCCAACACCCUCAAAGUUGGCUCCCUCACUGUGAAAUGCCUGUUCACUCCAUGUCACACGACCGGCCACAUCUGUUACUAUGUAACCAAAGAAAACAGCACCGAACCCCCAGCAGUGUUCACAGGUGACACGCUCUUUGUUGCCGGCUGUGGUAAAUUCUUUGAAGGCACGGCGGAGCAGAUGUACAAGGCCCUGAUAGAGACUCUUGGGAAACUUCCACCUGAGACGCGUGUAUACUGCGGUCACGAGUACACCGUCAGCAAUCUGAAAUUUGCACGACACGUGGAACCAGACAAUGAAGACAUUCUUAAGAAGCUAGAGUGGGCCAAGGAACAAUGUGACAAGGGUGAACCUACCGUUCCAUCCACUGUGGCAGAUGAAUUCACAUACAACCCUUUUAUGAGAGUAAAGGAGAAGUCUGUGCAAGACCAUGUUAAACAGACUGAGGCUAUUAACACAAUGAGAAGUCUACGGAAAGAGAAGGAUAGCUUUAAGGUCCCCAAGCUGUGAAGCUCAUUGCGUGAAUAUGAUCUCUGCAUGCAAUUGGAAACACAAUCAGUCUUAUUUUUUAUUUCUCAAAAUUGAGCUAAAAAGCUGGAAUCCAAUGUAAUGUUUAUUUAAAAAACUGAAACUUAUGGUGAUGAGGCAUUCUAAGUAAGUUAUGUUUUAAAACUGAAAAAUAUAAAAUAAUUCAUUUUUUUUUACAAAACAUAUUUUGGGGGAAUGCUGCAGGAGCCAAUCUGGCAUAAUGCUUGAUUUUAGAUUAUAUGAGGAAGAGAACUUUUACCUGUAAAUAAUUUCCACUGUAAUGUAAUGGCUAAUUCCGAAAUAGUUUUUUGUUAACGUAUAACACUUUCACAGUGUGUCUACAGAGAGCUUUUUGAUUAAUAUAUAUUACUUGUCUUAAUAUGUUAUCUAUUAUUUUUUGUUGUGUAGGAGCUUUAUUGAUAAACAUUCUAUCAAGGAUGAUCCAUAUACAGAAAUCACAUAUUUGGAAAUUAUUUCUACUUGAGUUUACAAUAAUUUCUUCAUGUAGUCCGUAUUUGUCUGUUAAUCAUCAAAGGUAAAAAAAUAGUUGGAAUGAUUCUGUUAAAUUAGAUAUAAACCACCUGCAGUGCAAUAUAUAACCCAUUCUUCACGUUGACCUUUCUUUUUAAAUGGCCUACCACCAAGAACGUUGUGGACGCUUCUGAACAAAUUAAAAUGCCUUAGAUUUGACAUUUGUUGAACGUGUGUGACAUUGAACUGAGGCUGGGACCAUGAAAACAUCUGAAUUAGAAAGUUUAUCAACAAUGAAAUGUGUUCAUCAGUCAAUCCAAUCAGAUUUUUUCCUAAAUUAACCCAUUUUAUUCUUGUCCACUCUUGGAGGUCUGUGGUGUCUUUGAGGUUAAAGAUCAGUUAUAUAGUUUAGUUGUGGGUCAAUUGGACACCCAGUUAAACCUAGCCCUAUAUUUAUUUGGUCCCACAAACAAUUGCAGAAAGACGUUACAGAAAAAUGAUUUGACUCAUCAGAUUACUAUCUCAACUCUUAAUGGCCACACGCACACAAUUAUAAUUAUAUAUUAUAUAUAUUAUCAACUUAUUCGUAAAGCUUCCUUCUGGGGCAGUUGGGUGCAAUAAUAUCUACAGUAGCAUGGCUCCAGUAACUCACAUUGAAGUUUUCCUGUCAAGCUGUUCAGCAAACUAAAUGUUUGCUGUUAAAAUGUUUGCCUUCAAGCUGAAAAAGUUAAUGUGGAACUUUCUUUAGAGUUCAUGCGCUAUCAAGGAAGUACCCAUUUAUGGGCGGUACUUCCCCUCUCCUAAUAAAGUAUAAAAGCCCUGUCUCGGAUAGUGGCCUUAUUUGAUGAGCAGAUGAGCACUCAGAUGAGCACUCCCUUACUUAAGAACCAAGUGGCCUGAAACAUGGAACUUGGGUUUUUAGGCCUAGUGAAUACCACGUUGGAUGAAAUCCGAAGGCUAAGGCGACCUACCUAAUGGACACAUUCUGCAUAUGGGGGAGCCACAAGGUAAUUCCACAAAGGUGUCUCAUCUCACUCAAGCCCAAUGCAUUGAAUGAUGUGGUUUCCUAACAAAGAUGUCAGACAGACAAAGUGUGCAACAGAACAAGACCCAUGUGAUAAAUGUAUUGCAUGUAAUUGUAUGUUCUUGUUAAAUUCAUCUAAGUUUUUUUAACUGACUUUUUGAUAUUAAUACUACCGCCCUUCCUGUGCAGUAACUAAAACAAGGUAUUGGAAACUGAAGAGCCGGGUGUCUCAUGUUAUGAUAUGAUGGGCUUGAUCAGAUCAUUCCAUGUAGGGUUAAUAUCUAUUACAAGUUAUUAUUUUAGCCACACAGAUCAUCACAUGUCAUUUGAGUCACACGGCUUGAUCAUUUAAAAUAUAUAUUUAAUUAAUCUUCAUAAUGCAGGAAUGAUAAAAUAGUGUUACAUUUAUUCAUUAUUUGAAAAUAUUAGUCUUCACACAAUAGACGAGCAGUCUUUCUGCAACCACAACGUCAAAAUGUGCAAAAAAGAAUGUGUGAAAAAUUAUUAUAUAAAUAAGCUGUUUUCCCUUGGACGGUUGUAGAGAUACAUUUGAUACUUUUCGUGUAGAUCGAUUCAGGCCUAUAUGCGUGAUUUGUGUGCGUUUCCUUUAUCAAAAGCCAUAACUAAAAUCACAUCCUAUUCUCCAUCUCCGCCUCCUCCUUUUCACCACUUGAUGAUGAGCCCGUUGGAGGUCUUCUCCACUCCGUGGUACUGUGUGCGCAGCAGCUGCCUGGCCCGCUCAGCCCCUACGUUGUGAAGCCAGGAGUGGUAGAGGUCCGAGACGCGGGUGUCGUCCUCUGGGACGGAGGCCGUCUCGGCCUUGUAGAGCCGCUCCACCUGCUGCAGGAGGUCCUUGCUGGUCUGAUCCGGCAGGGGCUUCAGCUGGCCACCUCCGUUCAGGCAGCCUUAGCAUGGUGGUGGUGGGGGCCAGGGUUGAAAGAAAAACAGAGAGCAUGUGUUAUUUGGUGGUGGAGGAUAGCAGGGUAAUUCAUUUGAGUAGGUGUUUAUGGACAUGAUUGACAAUGAUUUGAUGAAUGCAAAUAUGAAAAACAAAAUGGAUUUAUACACCAAAGGCUGUGACUGUAGUUGUAACUUUAUAUUUUUGAAUGGCUUCAAAUUUAUUUUUUUCAUGCACUUUUUUUAUUCUUAAUACAGCAUUCCUAUUUAUCUGAACUAUUACCAUAAACGUUGGCUUCAAUAUAGAAUAAAACGACCAAUCGUCUUUUUGGAUUCCCCUCCUCUCCUUACCUGAGGGACAGGCCAUAACCUCCACAAAGUGGUACGGGGACUUUCCCCUCUUGAGUUUCUGCACCAGGUUUUGGAUGUUACGGAAGCCGUAGGUACUGGCGAAGCGCAGCACCACCACGCCAUCCUUCUCCAGGGUCACCUCCUGGAAGUCCUUGUUCCUAUGGGUGAAGGGGAGAUGGUAAGGGGGCAGGGCGGUGGAGGGAACUGGGUUCGAUCCCUUAAUGUGCAUUGCACCCUAACUUUUGGCAUCGAUGAAGAUGCCCUGACCCCCCUAUACCUGCUCAUUAAGGACAUGAAAUCCCUAAGUCGCAAAAAUAAUAAAAGCAUCUUCAAAAUGUAAUACCAACUUGUAGAAAGAACGACAUUCCUCUUUGUUUACAUCUGAACGAAUACAAAAAAAUAAACACUACUGAUGUAAUAUCCCUAGUUGAGUUGGAGAAGACAGCAUUUAAUUACCAUUAUUUGGAGACAAAAAUAAAUAAUAUAAAAUAAAAACAUCCUAGCGACAAUUGACUAGUUGAUUCGUAAUGGAAAUAAUGGAUGCGUCUUCUCUGCACCAGCCAAGCCUUUUUGUGCACAUUUUGGAGGACCUACUUCAGUGUCUUGUAGGUGAGCUCCUUCACCUCCUCUCCAAACAGCUGCUUGGCGGUGUGUGUGAACACGUGGUGGAGGUAACCCCCGGACCCCCCACCCGCAUGGCUCAGUAACUCACCGCCGUUGACGUUGCUGAAUCUGCAAACAGUUAAACAAACCAUCACCUACCACCUGAUGCACUUCAAGAUGUAUUCA